Bolinopsis microptera is the source of this 1909-nucleotide messenger RNA. RefSeq lists its product as uncharacterized. The record is from RefSeq and is a predicted model, not a curated record. Bases 1 to 1260 code for a protein of 419 amino acids. Gene Ontology annotation, molecular function: AMP kinase activity; ATP binding. The transcript is spliced from 10 exons. Gene Ontology annotation, cellular component: cytoplasm; mitochondrion. NCBI's taxonomy places the organism in Eukaryota, Metazoa, Ctenophora, Tentaculata, Lobata, Bolinopsidae. Gene Ontology annotation, biological process: nucleobase-containing compound metabolic process.
AUGGGUUGUAAUUCUAGUAAAGAUGAACCCGCCAUCGCUCCUGAAGAAGUUUCAAAACAACAAAGAAGAUCCACUGUUCAAAUUAGUAUAGGACAGAAUAUAGCGGGUAUUCUCGCUAAUCAGUCGUCUAAAAAUAUCGUGUUUUUUGGUGGGCCAAAGUCCGGCAAAGGUGCUGUUAUAGAGGAAUUAGUGGAGUCGUUUGGGGUGAAGGUCAUCUCCGCUGAAUCUCUUCUUCACAUUGCUCUACAAAAAACGCUCUCCACUUCUGGUAAGGACGGAUCGAAGUUAGAAACAGCUGCUAUGUUAUCACAACUCAAAACCCAGCCCUCGCUCGUUACACUAGAGUGGAUAUUCGAGCUCAUUAAAACGGAAGUGCUCAGAUAUCCUGACAUUGUACACGUGAUAGACCUGUUGCCGAACAGCAAAAUAAUUCUCCGCGACAAAACCCUCUUCGACAACGCUGCAGAACUACUCCAAAAAUUUGAAGAAACUUGCCCAGUGGCGUUCGCAAUGCAUCUCUACAUCGACAAGGAACACCUAAACAAACAGUUAGAUAGUGCAGCCACACUGAAAACCCCUGAAGGAUGCACUGCUCCAGGUGGUAUUAAUGAUGAAGCAGAUUCAGCUGUGACCAAGAAACGGCACGCACUCUACGAAGAAGCUCUGAAACCAGUCCAGAAAUAUUUUAGGGAGUCAGAUAGAUUGGUGGAGGUGGAUGUGUCUUCCAUGUCUCACGAGAGAAUAUGGUUCAAAGUGGUCAGAAUGUUCGCUUCAUUCGAUUUGUCAGAAAGAAAAAAUAACAAUCUUAUCGUUAUAUUCGUUGAUGAUGCGUCAAAAGUACAAUCGUUAAUUGAUAGUAAAGUCAGAUUAAUAAAGCUAGUGGACAUUGUCGAUGAACCAGACGCUGAAUUUGAUUUGAUGAUGGAGUGUUUAUUAUACCAAAUAACAGAGCUAGGCUGCCCACAUGUGUGCUAUGCUGUCGACAUCAAAGGUUCAACGUUAGAGAAAGCUGAGACGCAAGAGACGAAAAAGUGUCUGGUGUACGAGCUGAAAGAACCAUCUAAACUAUCCGCCCAUCUUAACAAAUAUCAGAAAAACAUGUUGAGUGAGGAAGAUGGAGCCACUUCUAAGAGUUGGGAUGACAACGAUUACAUUUGCUAUAAAGCACCAAAUAACUUGACAUUACUAUUUUCUGAAAACUUUGACAAUAAAAGAGCGGAAGUGAUAGCCACUUCUUACUGUAGCAUGGACAAAAUGUAGAUUAUAUCAUAUUAAAUUUCUAAAUCAUAGCCGCAUGCUCCCAAUUCUAGAUUCGAUGUAAAUGUAAUGAGAUUUUUAUAUAAUAAGCUUAUUUAAAUUAUUGAAUGAUUGAGAUUCAAUUCGAGCGUUAGUGUUCAUAGGUGUACCACGGUUUAACACAUCUUGGCUGACUUAUGUAUUUGACACAAAAUGAUUUGUAUUCUCUCAGACCACUGUAUAUAGAAUCUUUUUUAUCUUUUGAAGACCGUCUUGUGGACUAUUAGUCUCCAAAAAAACAUAUUUUUGGUAUUGGUUCAUAGACGUUCUUUGAAAUAAUAGUUUUUGUACUCUUAGCAGUAUUUUUUCAUCAGAAUGGUUGCCAUGGUCUGAUUUUGAAGGGAAGCUCAAGCCACGAGAGGGGUACUUUUGAUAUUAAUGGCUUGAUAUGUUGGGAAUGAUCAUAAAUUGUGGCUUUUGAGCAUCCAAUGUUCGUCUCCUUUGAAUAUUUUGAAAUGUGAUUAAAAAUCACACGCCUUUUCUACCGAAGUGAAUACUGAUGCUAUCAAUAUUACGGGCUGGUUACCAUGGCAACUAUUUUGGUUCGCUCUUGUGAGAUGUUUGUAUCUUACUUAAGAAAUGUACAUAAAAUUUCUAUUGCCUAAUGGGAAAA